Molecule: messenger RNA, 4115 nt
Organism: Periophthalmus magnuspinnatus
Lineage: Eukaryota; Metazoa; Chordata; Actinopteri; Gobiiformes; Gobiidae
Gene: sfi1
Product: SFI1 centrin binding protein
Exons: 32
Coding region: 107-3688 (1193 amino acids)
Molecular function (GO): phosphatase binding
Source: RefSeq, a predicted model, not a curated record
UCACACUCCACAAGGUAAAUCAAGUUUUAAGUGUACCUUGUGUCGUUGCCAUUGACAACUUGUCACGUGAUGAGGAAACGCGAACGCGCGCUGUUUAGUUCGAUGUAUGCGCGAAGUUAAGCAAAAUGUGAGAGAAUCCAACUUACAUUUUGCUCAAAUAUUGAUCGCUUGUGUACGUUUUGGGAUACGAAUAAUCGGAACACUAACAAUGCCCAACAACUACAAAAAAACAGAAGUGCGGAAACGCUAUGGAACAGGUGCUACCAAAUCUGCGUCAAAACAACAUACCAGUCAAACCAAAAAAGUCCUUUACAGAGUGGGCUACAACUGGAACAAGGGUGGAAGACUAAAGGAGCUAAGAAUAAGGCAUCUGGCAAGGAAGUUUCUGAAUAUAUGGAUACAGAAUACAUUUGGACGAGUUCUUCCUCACCAAGCACAAUCCCAUUACAAGGGAGUGAUUUUGAGGCGAACCUUUGAAGCAUGGAAAGAUGAGUGGUGGACAUCAAGGAGGGAGUGGAGUUUGAUGCUGCGUGCAGAGUGUCAUCACAGGUACUUCCAGUAUAACCAGAUAUUCAACGGAUGGAAAGAUUUUGUGAUUUUACAGAGAGAGAAGAAGAUUAAAAUCCAAAAUGCUCAAUUAUUUGCUGACAGACGGCGUUUGCUCCAUGCAUGGCAAAGCUGGGAGGAUUAUACAGAAAUGAGGAGAAUAAAGAAGCCAAACCUUGUCACGGCAGAUAAGCUCUACAAACAUUUAAUAAUGAAAUCUCUUUGGAGUAAAUGGACAACUAAACUGCAGUAUAUACAAUACCUAUAUGUGAUAGAAGAGGAAGCCCUCAAGCAGCAACGAUUCGCAAGACAGCAGAAGGUUUUGCUACAUUGGAGAGCCUUGUACACAAUUUCAUGUCAUAAUAGACUGAAUGAAUUAAAGGCCUCACAUCACAGCACCACCAGACUGAAGAGAAAAGCAUUUAAUCAAUGGAUAAUUUUUGUUUCCUGCCGUCACACUAAACACACAUUAAAAGUCUUAGCUCAGAACACCAAUCAUCUCCAACUUGUGAGGGUGUGCUGGACUAAAUGGUGUCAAGCGCUGUAUGAGAAAUGGAGUGAAGAGGUGCGUUUGGAGGCCGCUGGGCAUUUGGCUGUCAGGAUCUGUCAGCGCAGAGUCAUCAACCGUUGGAAAGCAUAUGUGAAGCUAUGUCACAAAAAAGCUGAAAGUCGCCAGAAAGUACAAGAGCAUUAUCAUCUUAACUUGCUGAGAACUGCUUUUGGUGAUUUGUCUCGCAAUGUUAAGUUAAAUAAAUCAAAACGACUUAACAACAAUAUGGCUGUCCAACAUUACCAUCAAACCAUUUUGGGCACAUAUUGGAGACUUUGGCAGGAGCGUCUUGAGCAAGCAGAAGAUAGGAGUUUUCAGCACCUCAUUGAGAAGGCUCAAAUCUUUUACAGAAUCUCCUUGUCAAGGACUUGUUUCAGCUUCUGGAAAGAGAGAUUGGCUGCAUUAAGACAUAUGCAGACUUUGGCAAAGCAUGCAGAUAAGUUGUUUGCCGAUCACAUAGUUCCACAUUGUUUUCAGUCAUGGUUUAACUUCACUCACAAGGAAAUGAUCCAAAAGCAAAGAAAAGUCAAGGCUGAGCAAUACAACAGACAGCGCCAGUACUCCUGGGUUUUUUACACCUGGUGGGGAUUGUCCGAAAAACACAAAGAGCAGAACAUGGCAGAACAAACGGCAAUAUUUCAUGAGGAACGAGGCCAAAUUCAAAAAGCCUGGACCUUCUGGAGGAAACGAACGGAAAUGAGGAUCAAGGAACAAAAUAAGCUGGACAUUUCAAAACAUCUGUACCAGCAAAGACUUCUGCAAAAGGCAUUGACACAGUGGAAGGACUACUGCGCCGCGUUAAGAUAUUUGAGAAACCGAGAGCUCCAAGCAUACCAUCAAGGUGACAUGUGCAUCCUGAGAUCAACUGUGAAAAAAUGGAAAAAGUUUGUCCAGGUGCAAAAAGUCAAAAAACAAAAAGCGGAGGAAAUGCAGGAGUACCAUGAAAUACAGCUUCUCAAACACUCCUUUACAGCAUGGAAGAAGCACAACCUCCAGAUGCACUUUAUACAUGCUCAAGCAGAUGAACUUUACAAGCAGCAAACACUCAAGUCCCUCAGAAGAGUGAUGGGAAUGUGGCAGGAGAAUGCAGCUGAUUCUGCCACGUUUAAAGUCAAGAAGCAAAUGUCUCGAAAUCACCACCGACAUGUGCUCCAACUUAAGGUGUUCAGUGCUUGGAAAGAAACGACAGCACAUGCAGUGGCCAAGCAUCACCAACAGAUGGCAGUAUUAAGCAGUGCACAGAAAUCCAUCAAUAAAGGACGAUUGCUGCAUUUCUUCAAAAAAUGGCACGUACGAACCAAAGAUUCUCAAACUGAGCGACUCCACUUGCAAAGAGCCAAGUGGCACCAUGACACCACUGUCCUCACUAAGGCCUUUAGAUCUUGGGGAACUCACCAUAACCAUUAUCAGAAAUAUAAGGUGAUGAAACGACAAGCCAGUUUGUUGCUGAGAUUGAAGAUAUGGCAGACCUUUUUUGAUCUGUGGAAAAUAAAGCUGCAGCACAGACGGAGGGAGGUGAAGCAGACUGAGCAUGCUCUCUGGCACUGGUCUCUCUCUCUUCAAGCCAAGGUGUUGAAUGCAUGGAGGCUGCAUCUGGCUGAACAACGCAGGGAGCGAGAGGAAGUGGCCCAAGUUGCUCAGUUUUACAGAGACAAGCUGCUCCGAGAGGGCGUAUCCUGUAUACUGACAUAUGCAGCUCGAAUGAAUGACCUGACCAGCAGUCUGACACUACACACACGAGAGCAACACACAAGACAUGUACAGAGAGUGGUUCGGCACUGUGCUCUGAAAUGGAAACAGAAAGCACUGAGUAAAAAAGAGAAAGAUCCAGAGGUCAAAGCUGAACAGGUCAAAAAGAGUGUUUCAUUCUUUCUGCCUGAAAUCAAAGAAGACUCACAGGAGGAAGAAGAUCACACACUCAUGAAGAUGCUGCCUCAAUGUCUGCCGCGGGACUCUAAGGAACUUCUUAAAUCUCCACUGGGAGCUGUGCUAUUGGAAAGCACUAAAUUGGAUGCAUCUGUUGCCAGUCUUGCAGUAGCUCCACAAUCACAAAACCUUAGUAGUUUUGGUGCUGCUACUGUCCUUCGUCAGAGCCCUAAUCAUGAGACUGGAUUUACCUCUGUUUCCGCUGAAGAAUCAACACAAAACCAGGAGAUUCUUCUACCUCCUUCAGCUUUCAUGACAACAAUCACUCCUGAAGAUCCUACUUUUGAACAAUCCAGUGAUCACUUGCUUCCUCCUACAAAUGCUGCCAAGAAUUCCAGAAGUGAUAUUGUCAUUGAUCCAGUAGCAGAGCUAACAAAUGAACUGUUGGUAAUUAAACAAGAUAUGACAAGUUACCAACAGGAAAAAAAACAGCUAGGGGGGUGGUGCAAGUUACGAGAUGUGCUUCAGACAUGGCUCCAGACCAGUGGACAGGAUAAUCACACUGAAAAAGAUUCAGUUUGUCAAGAAUUAGAAGAGUUGAAGAACAGUAUUGACCAGCUCACUACAAAACUGUCCAAACAGAGGCCCAGAAUACUGCAACAUGUUGAAUGGAUUCACCAUCUGCAGAUCACCCUUCAGUCAUCUUGCACCACCAACUCAAAAUGAUAUUUGUUAUAGACUUUUAAGGGACCUUUUUUAACAGUAAGAAGACAUAUCCCUUAAUUCAACAGAGAUUCUGUAGAAGAAAAUAUGUAAAUUUAAUAAAACUGCAAAGGUGGGCAGUCCUUGUGGCAGCUGCCGUUAAAUACUUUCCAUAUGUGUGCAAAAAGUUACUUGGUCUUACGCAAGAGUGUCUCAAUUUUCUUUGAACAAGUGCCUCGUGUAGCUCCAAACUGUGUGAAGUCUAUGGUGAAGAGUUUUGGGACCUGUUUUUGCUCUGUGCUUGUCUGUAGCAGCAAUGCAAGGAUUCUACCCACUUUUGCUUUUGACCAUCUUUCUUUCACACAUCUAUGCGAAGAAGAUGCGUUGGUGCACAGUUUCAGAGCCCGAGCAGAGGAAGUGUGCGGAGCUGGCUAAAGCCCUGGUUGCUGUG